AUGUCGCUCUCAUCUUGGAGGUCCUACCUCGAGCUCACGCGGCUGAAUCAUCCUCUCGAUGCGAUCGUGAUCUACCUUCCAUGUGCCACCGGCGUCGUCCAUGCGGCCGCUGUAUCCCACUGGCAGACCCUUCCUCUGCCCCUGGUACUUCGGUGCCUAACCGGAUGGCUACCAAUCUCCGUGCUCCAGGCAAGCUUCGCAAACACCAUCAACGAUACCCUUGACCAAGACCUGGACCGGAAGGUGUCUCGGUGCCGGAAUCGGCCCCUGGCCCGGGGAGCUCUAUCUACAACCCAAGCCAGUAUCUUCGCUGCAGUCCAAGCGGUAGCGGUCGUUCUUCUCUCCGCCUGGGCUCUUCCCCGCGCCUCUUCAGCUUAUCCUAUCGUGGCUGUCGUUGGCAGUUGCAUCUACCCCCUUGGAAAGCGCAUCACCAACUACCCACAAGUCAUUCUCGGGGCCAUGUUCGCCGCGGGCUUCCUCUGGGGGUAUGAGUCCACCGGGCUUCGUCUGGCGUCCCAGGCUCAUAUGGUAAGGAUUUCCGCGGGCAGCAUGAUGGGGGUCCAUUGCUUGUGGGUCGUGAUGCUCGACGUCAUCUAUGCAUUCCAGGACGUCGCGGACGAUUCCAGCGCAGGGGUCCGGAGCAUGAGCGUGCGAUUCCAGAAUUCGAGUCGGCGGCUUUUUACGGUCUUGGGGAUAUUGUACACGACACUUCUUCUGGUGAGUGGAGUUGCUGCAAGUCUCGGCCGAUGUUUUGCUGUUGUUGCCGGGUGCGCGACGAUGACGCUGUUCGUCAACCUGGGCUGGGUGGAUGUCACGUCCAGGGCGAGUUGCCGGUGGCGAUACAGGAGGGGGUUUCCGUUGACGGCGGGGAUUGUGUUUCUGGGACUGUUUGGGAUUGCGUGUCAGAGAGGUUCGUAG
Aspergillus japonicus CBS 114.51 is the source of this 918-nucleotide messenger RNA. RefSeq names its product 4-hydroxybenzoate octaprenyltransferase. The transcript has a single exon. Bases 1 to 918 code for a protein of 305 amino acids. Gene Ontology annotation, biological process: ubiquinone biosynthetic process. Gene Ontology annotation, molecular function: 4-hydroxybenzoate polyprenyltransferase activity. NCBI's taxonomy places the organism in Eukaryota, Fungi, Ascomycota, Eurotiomycetes, Eurotiales, Aspergillaceae. Gene Ontology annotation, cellular component: mitochondrial inner membrane. The record is from RefSeq and is a predicted model, not a curated record.